Fonsecaea nubica is the source of this 696-nucleotide messenger RNA. RefSeq lists its product as hypothetical. The coding region runs from base 1 to 696 and encodes 231 amino acids. The record is from RefSeq and is a predicted model, not a curated record. Lineage: Eukaryota; Fungi; Ascomycota; Eurotiomycetes; Chaetothyriales; Herpotrichiellaceae. Gene Ontology annotation, biological process: endoplasmic reticulum to Golgi vesicle-mediated transport; Golgi organization; intracellular protein transport. The transcript has 2 exons. Gene Ontology annotation, cellular component: endoplasmic reticulum; endoplasmic reticulum-Golgi intermediate compartment; COPII-coated ER to Golgi transport vesicle.
AUGCGAUUUGGCAGAGCAGCGGCCUGCGCCGCGUUGGCGGGUUGGAUAGGGGCAGGCGUGGCACACAACAUCGCUCUGAAAGCACACACAAGAGAAUGUUUCCACGAAGAACUACACAAGGACGACAAGAUGACGGUGACCUUUCAAGUGGGCGACCGUGAAUUCGGAGGUGCUGGGAACCUGGACAUUGAUUUCUACAUCACCGAUCCUUCGGGGUCUUAUGAAACCCAGCUCAACUCGGUGUCCUCGGGCGACUACUCGUUCGAUGCCCGCAUGGAUGGGAAAUACGUCUACUGCUUCAGCAACGAGCAUUGGUCCGCCAACAGCAAGGAAGUCUCUUUCAACGUCCACGGCAUUGUCUACGUCCCCGAGUCUGAGGCGCCCCAGGAUCCGCUGGACACGGAAGGUUCGUAUUUUGAUCCCCAUUAUGGACCACCAGAGACAAAAGUCGCAAGGAGACUGACAGAAUAUGCGUCGGAUCUAGUCCGCCAACUCUCCGAUCUCCUCGCCCAAGUCAAGGACGAGCAAGCCUACAUUGUCGUCCGUGAGCGAACGCACCGAAACACGGCCGAAAGCACAAACUCAAGGGUCAAAUGGUGGUCGAUAUUCCAACUGGGCGUGUUGAUAGGAGAAGGAGUGUUCCAGGUCUGGUGGUUGAAGCGGUUCUUCGAGGUGAAUAGCCGACCCCUUCCAUGA